GUCCCAUAUCGCUCAAUCGCUAAACGUUAUCCAAACAAAAGAAACACUGAAGGAAGCCAUAUAGCGAAAGAGAUAGAGCGAUAAAGCGAGACAAUGGCGCUGCUGUGUGGUUCAACUUCUGUAACUCCGUUACUUUCCCACAAGAACGUGGUCGCAGCCUCUACAAAAUCUUCCUUUGGAGGCUUCCAAUUGUCACUUCCAAAGCUUACAUUAACUUCUUCUGUUCGAACCCUUUUACCCUCAAAUUCCCGUAUCCGUUGUCAACAGGAAUCUACCACACCUGCCCCAGUCGAAGACCCGCGUUUCGCCUGCGUCGAGCCCGAACCCCGAUUCAAAGGCCCGGACAUUUGGAACAAGAGCUGGUAUCCAAAAGCUGCAGAUCAUGUAAAUACAGAGAAAACAUGGUAUGUUGUUGACGCUACAGAUAAAGUUCUUGGAAGAUUAGCUUCUACAAUUGCUAUUCACAUCCGAGGGAAAAACUUAGCAACCUACACACCCAGUGUGGACAUGGGUGCAUUUGUAAUUGUGGUAAAUGCUGAAAAGAUUGCUGUAUCUGGGAAAAAGAGGACUCAAAAGCUUUAUAGAAGACACUCUGGAAGACCUGGUGGUAUGACGGUGGAGACAUUUGCUCAGCUGCAAAACAGAAUUCCUGAAAGAAUUAUUGAACAUGCUGUUCGGGGCAUGCUUCCAAAAGGGAGGCUUGGCAGGAGACUAUUCACCCACCUGAAGGUUUACAAGGGCCCCGAUCAUCCACAUGCGGCACAAAAGCCCAUUGACUUGCCAAUAAGGGAUAAGAGAAUACAACUCCAGAAAUAGGUCACAGUUGCCGUCGAGAAAAUGGAAUGAUAUAUGACAAUCGUAACUCUAUCCAUUUUGCAGAACAUCGAGUUUCCUGCUUUGGCUUCCACCUUGCUGAUGUCUUCCAUUAAUGUUUAUAUUGUCUGUAGAGGUAACUGAUUAUUGUAUUAUUUUGUUUGUGUUUAAGGUCCUUUGUUGAAUCUUCAUAAUAUUUUUGUUGUAGAUUUGAAUCUUAGUCAUGUCAUAUUUUUUAA
Messenger RNA from Vigna angularis (adzuki bean), 1052 nucleotides. RefSeq names its product 50S ribosomal protein L13, chloroplastic. Gene Ontology annotation, molecular function: mRNA binding; structural constituent of ribosome. Bases 94 to 816 code for a protein of 240 amino acids. NCBI's taxonomy places the organism in Eukaryota, Viridiplantae, Streptophyta, Magnoliopsida, Fabales, Fabaceae. Gene Ontology annotation, cellular component: ribosome; cytosolic large ribosomal subunit. The record is from RefSeq and is a predicted model, not a curated record. The transcript is spliced from 4 exons. Gene Ontology annotation, biological process: negative regulation of translation; translation.